Messenger RNA from Hydra vulgaris (swiftwater hydra), 1413 nucleotides. RefSeq names its product betaine--homocysteine S-methyltransferase 1. NCBI's taxonomy places the organism in Eukaryota, Metazoa, Cnidaria, Hydrozoa, Anthoathecata, Hydridae. The record is from RefSeq and is a predicted model, not a curated record. Gene Ontology annotation, biological process: L-methionine salvage. Gene Ontology annotation, molecular function: zinc ion binding; betaine-homocysteine S-methyltransferase activity. Gene Ontology annotation, cellular component: cytosol.
GGGAAAUAAAUCUAAUAAUAACAACAAGCACAAUAACAAUUAUAAAAAGUUUACCUUACUAGGUCAUAAAAAACUGGUUUAACUUGUCUUGCAACUAAAGUUGUAUAUAAAUCAAAUUAAUUCAACUCUCUGCUCUUCGUCCACUUUUUAUCUUAUCCACUUUUUAUUCUCGUGCAACAAAGAAUUUUAGCAAAUGGCAAAGCGUGGAUUAUUAGAGCGCCUAAAAGCUGGCGAAGUUGUUAUUGGCGAUGGUGGGUUUGUGUUUGAACUUGAAAAACGUGGUUACGUUAAAGCAGGACCUUGGACGCCUGAAGCUGUCGUUGAAGCUCCCGAAGCAGUAAAACAACUCCAUCGUGAAUUUUUACGAGCGGGAUCAAACGUCAUGCAAACAUUUACAUUUUAUGCAAGUGAAGAUAAAUUAGACAACAGAGGAAACGAGGCUGCCACCAAAUAUGGUGUUACCAACAUUAACAAAGAAGCAUGCAGAAUUGCUCGUGAAGUUGCUGAUGAAGGCGAUGCGUUAGUUGCAGGAGGUGUUUGCCAAACACCCGCAUAUUUGUCUUCAAAAGGAAAAGAUGCAGUUCAGGCUGUUUUGAGAAAACAAAUUGAAUGCUUUGUUGAAAUGAAGGUUGACUUUAUGAUUUGCGAGUACUUUGAACACAUAGAAGAAAUGGAAUGGGCUAUUGAGACAUGCAAAGAAGCAAAAAUGCCAAUUUGUUCAACAAUGUGUAUUGGACCUGAAGGAGACAUGCACGGAAUAUCAGCUGCCGAAUGUGCAGUUCGUAUGGCAAAAGCCGGUGCUGACGUUGUCGGUGUAAACUGCCACUUUGGUCCAUAUGAAAUUAUUGAAACUAUGAAACGCAUGAAGCAAGGACUUGACGAUGCUGGAUUGAAUGUUUUCCUGAUGUCUCAACCAUUGGCUUACGUUACACCUGAUGCUAAAAAACAAGGGUUUAUUGAUUUGCCCGAGUUUCCUUUUGCACUUGAACCACGUAUUUGCACUCGUUGGGACAUACAAAAAUAUGCUCGAGAAGCUUACAAACUAGGUGUUCGAUAUAUUGGUGGAUGUUGUGGAUUUCAGCCAUACCAUAUUCGUGCCAUCACAGAAGAGCUUGAGCCAGAACGUGGAGUAAAAUGCAAGGGUUCAGUCAAACACGGUCCAUGGGGUCAAGAACUUGCCCUUCAUACCAAGCCAUGGGUGCGAAAACGAGCAAACCGAAAAUACUGGGAAAAUCUUAAACCAGCCAGUGGACGACCUUUCUGUCCUUCUUGCUCCGUACCGGAUGAAUGGGGCGUGACUGCAGGAGACGAGCUUCUUAAGCAACAUAAAGAGGCUACCACUAAAGAAGAACUUGAGGAGUUAGCUAAAAAAGAAUAAAUAAAUUAAAAAAAAAAAAGCAUAUUAUAAAAUUA